GACCACCCUUGGGGAAGUUCUCCAAUAUGUCAAAGGUGUGCUAAACAUCCCAGGCAUUCUUCGCGCCAAGAACUUUCCUGAGCUCAUUGAAAACUUCGUGAGGACUUCCCUAACGUUCGGUUUCUCCUCCGUAAUGAACAUCUACUUGGUCAACGUGUCCGAUCAGAGCGUAAUCGUUCAUAUCUCGGCCGGCAAAAGUCUCACAUCGAAGCUGGCCUACUCCGACGAAUCCCACCUCGAACACACUCUGACGCAAAUUUUAAGUAGUUCGUCAGUAUCCAACGACGCGAACGAGACUGUAGCGAAUCUUGUGAACCUCGACGCCGAAAUAGCCCAACUGCUGCGCGAGCGGCACGCCCGUGACGACACGCAAGAUUUGCAAACAUUCCUGGAUGGUCUCGUGCCAGGCGUGAAGGUGGACACCUGGCUAUCUGCCAUGAACACCGUGUUGCCGUCCAAACGCCAUUUAAGCGCCAACGACAUUGUGGUCGGCAGAGGCGUAGAUUCUGUCAGGCGGUGCUUCGAGACGCUUGUCAUGUCUGGCCUGCAAAUGGCCGCCAUGUACUUGGCAGUGAGCUUACAGGCCGAGGUGGCAGCCAUAGAGAUGCAGAAGCACCUUGCGGCAGAGAGCAAGCAUCAUACCAUUCGCUUCUGCCUUGGUCUGUCCCAGCGAGCGGUCGCGGUCACGUGGCACCGUAUCGUGACGGAGCUGGCCGCAGUAGCCGAAGCGGACGACGCGUUGGUACACGACAUGUUCCACGCCCUGCAGCGGACGUCGGACGAUGCCUCCGUAUUCUCCUGGCUUCGCCGGAAGAGUCGGCUGGCGGCCACGAAGGUUGUCCACGAGACGUCGCUCACGACCAGCUAUUACGGGCGAGCCGGCGCUGAAGAGCCAGCGGCCGCCUACGGCUCUUACGCGCCCACUUUUGGAGAUCCGCGCCACUUUGUCGUCGAUUACAUGGAAGCGCUGAAGGAAGGCCAAGAGGUGCGCUUCGGCGCUCCGCCCACCUGGACUGAGUUAGCGCUCUCGACACUCGACCCUUUGGGGGACGUCGUCUACGAUCCGUUGCUGAAGCUGGUGGCGCUACCUGCGGUCUUUCUCACCGAACCUCUCCUGUACGCGACGGGUGUGCCAAUGUACUACAACUACGGCAUCGUAGGCGCAUUGCUGGCUUCGCAGCUGGCCACGGCCGUAGAGCAUUCUGGCGCGAUCGAAGUGGACGCCCAAGGGCGACCAGUGCCCGGAAGACUGCGCCAGCGUAACGUGACCCUGACCUGCCUCCGUCGCCUCCACGAGAGGCUAGGAUUCGCGAAGAACGUCUCCGGGUCGACCCAAGAGCAGGAUGACGCCAUGUUUGCGUUGGCACAGGGCGUCGUGCUGGCUCACGCCGGAUUGGCGGCGAACUUGCAAGCGUCGGCCCCGAACCGGGAGACGUACGAUUCCCUGUGGCCCGAGGCUCAGACCACGUUCUUCCUGCGCUUCUGCCUGUGGUCGUGCAGCGCGAGCCAGCAACCGUCUCCGCUCACCCCGAUGGAGCGGUGCCUGUUGCCCAUGCACAACAUGCCGGCCUUCGCCGACACUUUCGGAUGCAGCAAAAGGAGCGAUUUUGUCAUGGGCGACUGUCGCAUGUAGUAUUGUCGCGUUCUUUUUCUCCUUUUCUUUUGUAAUCUUGACCGCUAGACGUAACCGGCGUUGCGUGAUCUUAUGUGUCCGAUCGUUGCGUGACGCAUAUCUUUCCAAUGACAAAGACACCUGAUGACAUGUAAAAGAAGAUUCCGCCUGUUUAGACGUUAUAAAAUGCAUCUCUUAUAUUUAUACUGUAUUGCAUUGACACAGAGGUUAUAAUAUGCCCAACGUAAAAUUCGCACUUUGUAUGCGUGAAUUGUGUGCUUGCAUGUUGCAUACCUUCAAAUUAUGAUUUAUUGUUAGAUGAUCAUUACUAUGGGUUACUAUGUGUUACUAUGCGGAAAUGUUACUUUGAAAACAAAACUAGUAAUGAGCAGUAACAUAGUAAUUAUAUUCCCGUGGAUUCAAGUGUUUCUCAGCGUUACUUAGAAUGACGUUCUCUAUGCACGAGAUUGUGUAAUAACAACACUAGUAAUAAUAAUUUGAUUGUUCCUCAUAUGAUGGUGGA
Messenger RNA from Dermacentor andersoni, 2135 nucleotides. NCBI's taxonomy places the organism in Eukaryota, Metazoa, Arthropoda, Arachnida, Ixodida, Ixodidae. The record is from RefSeq and is a predicted model, not a curated record.